This is a messenger RNA of Kwoniella botswanensis, 1329 nucleotides long. RefSeq lists its product as uncharacterized. The record is from RefSeq and is a predicted model, not a curated record. The transcript has 8 exons. Gene Ontology annotation, cellular component: membrane; GPI-anchor transamidase complex. Gene Ontology annotation, biological process: attachment of GPI anchor to protein. Lineage: Eukaryota; Fungi; Basidiomycota; Tremellomycetes; Tremellales; Cryptococcaceae. The coding region runs from base 1 to 1329 and encodes 442 amino acids.
AUGAUAGACAGGAAUGGGAUAUGGACCAAACUUCAGUCCUACCGUACUGUCAUCCUCUUCGGGUUCGCUCUGCGUGUAGCUCUCUUUCUUGGAGCUCCAUCGCUUUGUCUUACGGUGGAACGAAGGCCCGAGUUGUCCACCCCAUUGACAUCGAUACGAAGUUUGAAAGAGGGAGUAUAUAUAUACGAACGAGGGACUAAUCCAUAUGACGGAGGGGUAUUUUACCACUCCCCUAUCUACCUCGCUUUCUUCAGCUACAUCGUGCCCGCCUCGUCAUACUUUCUCACUACGAUACUAUGGUCUCUGGCAGAUCUGGCGAGCAGCAUAGCUCUGAUCAAUAUCUGGCGAGCUCGAAGUGGACUGUCAGAUGGAACAAGGGAAUGUCUGAUAUCCGCAUUAUUCUUGUUCAACCCUUACACACUGCUCUCAUGCUUGGCAAGAUCCACGACAUCGCUGGAUAAUGCUGUACUUCUCGGUUCUCUGCAUUUCGCUACUGAUGGCCAAGCCUUACCUGCGACUCUCCUACUAGCUCUUGUAACACAUACAUCGUUAUAUCCAUUACUUCUGCUUCCUCCCCUCCUUAUGAUUUUAAAGCAAAACACAAAAUAUCAGCAAGAGUCAUUGAAUCUAACCAAUGUCAUCACAUAUAUAUCAAGCUUCGCUGCUCUUGUUGGAGCCAACUUUUUUAUAGCUGAUUCUAGUUGGAUAAAACAGACUUGGGGGGUCAUUAUCAACGUCACAGAUCUGACACCCAACGUCGGCAUGUGGUGGUACUUCUUCACCGAGAUGUUUGAUCAUUUCAGGACUUUCUUCCUUGGCGUAUUUCAGCUUCACCAUCUUAUUUACGUCGCUCCCAUAUGUCUGCGACUGUCGGACGACCCUCUAUUCGCUACCUUGGUUUUAGUUGGGAUUAUAGGAACUUGGAAGAGUUAUCCAACGUUGGGGGAUAUGGCAUUGUGGGCUGGAUUUCUAGGUUGCUUCCCCGAAGUAGCUGCUAAUCUUCGACACCCCUUGUUCACUCUCACUGUCCAUCUAUACACAUCAAUCCUUCUGCCUCUCCUGCACUCCCUAUGGCUUCUCACCGGUACCGGUAAUGCCAACUUCUUCUACGCUGCUACUAUGGUGUACGGCCUCAACGCAAGCCUGGCUGUAGUAGAUGUCCUAGCAGCAGGAAUGAGGGUGCAGGUUAAGAAGAAAGCUACGGCGAUGUUGCUGCAAGAAGAGAUGAAAGAUCAUAACGUGGAUGAGAGAGCCGAUAUCAAAGUGAUUGAUAAGAUUUGGGAUGGUAAAGGUUGGUCCGUAGUGCAGUUUACCGGUUCACUAUCAUAA